Molecule: messenger RNA, 645 nt
Organism: Trichoplax adhaerens
Lineage: Eukaryota; Metazoa; Placozoa; Uniplacotomia; Trichoplacea; Trichoplacidae
Exons: 7
Coding region: 1-645 (214 amino acids)
Biological process (GO): Rab protein signal transduction; regulation of endocytosis
Cellular component (GO): endosome
Molecular function (GO): GTPase activity; GTP binding
Source: RefSeq, a predicted model, not a curated record
AUGGCAUCGGAGAGUUACGAUUUCCUGUUGAAAUUUUUAAUCAUUGGUAGUGCUGGUACUGGUAAAUCAUGUCUUCUCCAUCAGUUUAUAGAAAACAAAUUUAAACAAGAUUCCAGCCACACCAUCGGUGUAGAAUUUGGAUCGAAAGUUAUCAAUUGUUCUAACAAAACGGUUAAGUUGCAGAUAUGGGAUACCGCAGGUCAAGAGAGAUUCAGAUCCGUUACAAAAAGCUACUACCGAGGCGCUGCUGGAGCUUUGCUAGUAUACGAUAUCUCGAAUCGAGAUUCUUAUAAUGCUCUGGGAGCGUGGUUAACUGAUGCUAGAACUUUAGCCAGCCCUCAAAUAGUCAUAAUUCUUAUUGGCAAUAAAAAAGAUCUAGAAUCUGAAAGGGAAGUUACUUUUUUGGAAGCUAGUAGAUUUGCUCAAGAGAAUGAAUUAAUGUUUCUUGAGACUAGCGCUUUGUCUGGAGAAAAUGUCGAAGAGGCAUUUCUGCGAUGUUCAAAAAAUAUUUUAACUAGAAUUGAGUCUGGUGAGUUAAACCCUGAUCGAGUAGGAUCUGGAAUCCAGUACGGCGAUGGUACUAUACGAAAAUUGUCAUCCAAUAAACCUGAAGUAUCAUCAAGUGAUGGCAAUUGCGGAUGUUAA